Moneuplotes crassus is the source of this 586-nucleotide messenger RNA. Lineage: Eukaryota; Ciliophora; Spirotrichea; Euplotida; Euplotidae. The record is from the annotation of a GenBank genome assembly.
UUAAAAAUAACAAUAUUAAAAUGUAGAAGAAAAAAGAAUAAGAUUAAAAAAUAGACUUUGAUAAGAUUUUAGUUUUGGUGAUUUAGAUUUAUAUAUCUUCAAAUUAAAAAAAAUGAGAUAAAGUGGUUAACUCCAGGAUGUUCUAAUAUUUUACUAGAAUAACCAAUAGGGUGAGAAAAGUAGUGACUUUGUGUGGUAUGAUCCUUAGUAAUGACCAGUUCUCUCACUUUGUUGUGGCUGGGUUAUCAUUGGAGCAUAUUAAGCUUCAUUAUUGUUUAGUUAAUAAAGGACAAUUGAAAUGAAAACUAAAAGGAAGAUCUUCACUCAUAAAGAUAACUAUUACAUUCGAAGAUGAUUCAAAUAUAAUUAGAAAGUACCCUUAGGUUGCUAAAGGAAUUAAAAUUGACCCAAAUCUAACGCUUAAUAUACUCACCACCCUCUCCUACCUUCCUUGCAUCGACACAAUACUCAUUAUCAACCUAAUAAAGUGCCAAAUUCCCUCUUCAACAAUCGAAAAAAUUGAGAAAAAUCCUCUUUUCCGUGGAACUAUAUUCUUCAUAACCGAAUAAGUACUCUUGAAAUUUCC